Molecule: messenger RNA, 1146 nt
Organism: Aspergillus candidus
Lineage: Eukaryota; Fungi; Ascomycota; Eurotiomycetes; Eurotiales; Aspergillaceae
Product: RNA-binding protein
Exons: 5
Coding region: 1-1146 (381 amino acids)
Cellular component (GO): ribonucleoprotein complex; nucleus; cytoplasm
Molecular function (GO): mRNA binding
Source: RefSeq, a predicted model, not a curated record
AUGUCUUCUGCCGUCGAAAACACCACCGACAACCAGGUCGCCGCCCCGGCUGCCACCACCGCCCCCGAGGCCCCCAACGGGACUGCCGCUCCUGCGGCCACCCAAGCUGCGGAUGCCGCCGCCGCCAGUGCGGAUGAAGGUCGUCGGUUGUACAUUGGAAACCUCGCGUAUGCGACUACCGAGGGGGAGCUCAAGGAGUUCUUCGCUUCCUACAAGAUGUUUCGGAAUGAGUUCCCGCCGUCGUGGGUGAGCAAAUCGUGCGUCAUCCGCGUUACCCCCGGCUACGUCCCACGGAGAAAUGCUAUGAAGGUCGAGACAGGUGAGAGCGUCUCCAUCCCGGUGAACCCUCGCACCAACCGUCCCGUGGGCUACGCCUUCGUGGACCUGGCCACCGCCCAGGAGGCUACCUCCGCCAUCGAGCAGCUCUCCGGUAAGGAGAUUCUGCAGCGCAAGGUCUCCGUCCAGCUGGCCCGCAAGCCCGAACCCGCCGAGGCCAAGGCCGAGGGUGCCACCAGUGGAGGUGAGGGCGCCAGCGGCAACGAGGGCCGCAAGAGGGCCGGUGGCCGUGGUCGUGGCCGUGGUCGCGGUCGUGGCCGUGGCGGUCGCCUUGGCCGUGGAGGUCGUGUCCAGAGCGAUGCUGAGGGCGAGUCCGCCCCUCUGGCCGACGUCACCAACGAGGGUGAAGCCGAUUCUGCCGAGAAGCAGGCCGGCAAGCCUCGCGUUCGUGCUCAGAAGCAGCGUGGACCCCCCGAGGAUGGAAUUCCCUCCAAGACCAAGGUCAUGGUCGCCAACCUGCCCUAUGAUCUGACCGAGGACAAGCUCAAGGAGAUCUUCGUCAACUACCAGCCCGUCUCCGCCAAGAUUGCCCUGCGCCCCAUCCCCCGCUUCAUGAUCAAGAAGCUGCAGGCCCGCAACGAGCGCCGCAAGGGCCGUGGCUUCGGCUUCGUCACCCUGGGCUCCGAGGAGCUCCAGAACAAGGCCGUCCAGGAGAUGAACGGCAAGGAGAUCGAGGGCCGUGAGAUCGCCGUCAAGGUGGCCAUCGACAGCCCCGGCAAGGAGGACGACGCCGAGCUCAAUGGCGAGAAGACCGAGGAGGCGGCCACCGAGGCUCCGGCCAAGGAGAACGUCACCCCUGCCGCGGCCUAG